AAUAUUUUUUGUCUUUAGUGUACUCUCGGCAGCAGACCAGAAAAAACACGAAUCGAUAAAAAAAAUUGUAAUUUUUUGAAGUUUCGGGUGUGUUUGUGUCUUGUAACAGAGUGCAAAGUAAACACUGACAAAAAAUUUAAUUUUUUGUGACAAAAAAGUGAAUUAAGAAAUUAACAAAAAUUAAAAAAAAAAUAUUUUCCUUGAAAAAAAAACUGAAAAUCUUCCAAAAAUUAUCUAAAAAUGGUACAGAAUGAUUUCGAAUCGCCUCCAUCGCAGGAGAUGGACACUUUUUUGCCGAAAGAUAGUGUCAAUGGAAAUGGCAAAUAUAAAAUCACACCUGCCAAAGAUGCAGAAAAUGGAACUUUAUCCGAAUUUGAUCCUUUUAAGGAGCGGCAUGUGGAACAUCCAACAACUGAUCGCGACACUUUGAUGCAUUUACUGAAGGCGAGUCUUGGCACCGGAAUUCUCUCGAUGCCCGUUGCUUUUUCGAAUGCCGGAACAGUUGUCGGUAUUUUUGCCACCAUUUUUACUGCCAUCAUUUGUACGCAUUGUGCCUAUGUGCUUGUCAAGUGUGCCCACGUCUUGUAUCGUCGCACGCGGAAGACCCAAAUGACCUUUGCCGAAGUCGCGCAAUAUUCCUUUGAAAAAGGCCCGAAAUUCUUGCGACCUUUUUCGAAACUCUCCUCGAUGACGAUCCUGUUUUCGCUUUUUGUGACAUAUUUCGGCACGUGUUCCGUGUACACGGUCAUCAUUGCGGCGAAUUUUAAUCAAGUGUUCGAACAUUAUGCCGGUUACGAGGUGAAUAUGCAAAUGGCGAUUGCUGCGUUGUUGAUUCCGUUGAUCUUGCUUGCUUGGGUGCCGAAUUUGAAGUAUUUGGCGCCCGUUUCGGCUGUGGCGAAUGUUUUCAUGGGCGUCGGAUUGGGAAUUACCUUCUAUUAUUUGGUUACGGAUGCACCUCCAGUCAGCGAUAGACCGAUGGCAGUGGAUAUUUUGAGGAUUCCGUCGUUCUUUUCGAUUGUAAUUUUUGCCAUGGAAGCUAUUGGAGUCGUGAUGCCCUUGGAAAAUUCCAUGAAAACUCCCCAAAACUUCAUUGGUCUCUGUGGUGUCCUUAAUCAAGGCAUGGCUGGCGUAACUCUCGUCUAUAUCUUGCUCGGCUUUCUUGGUUUUGUCAAAUACGGUGAAGCAGCACUCGGAAGUAUCACUCUUAACUUACCAGUUGACGAAUAUCCUGCACAAGCCGUGAAACUCUUGAUCGCAUUGGCUGUUUAUUGCACAUUUGGCUUGCAAUUCUACGUUUGUGUUGAAAUUGGAUGGAAUGCCAUCAAAGAAAAGUUUACCAAGCGCCCAUUGCUCGUCGAAUACGUCAUGAGAACAGUUUUUGUUACCGGAUCUGUCUUGUUAGCUAUCGCCGUGCCCACAAUUGCUCCAUUUGUUGGUCUCAUUGGCGCCUUUUGCUUCUCCAUUUUGGGUUUGAUCAUGCCGGUUCUUAUUGAAUUCGCCACUUAUUGGGACACGGGCUUCGGAAAGUACAACUGGAUUGUAUGGAAGAACAUCGUUUUGAUCCUCUUCGGUCUCUUUGCGCUCAUUUUCGGUACAAAAGACGCCAUUAGAGACAUCAUUGCGGAAUAUGGAGGAGAUAAAUCCUAAACUGGAAAAAUGUGUUGAACACCCCUGAUGAGAAAAUUGCAGCUGAAUGGACAAAAUUUUGUGUUUGUGUUUGUACAAGUACAAUAAUUAUUAUUUAUUUGCAAGCUAAUUUUGUUAAAAAAUAUUUUUUUUUAUUUUGUCAUUUUCAAAGAAAAUCGUGAAUGUUGAAUGAAAGCUAUAGCAAAAGAUUAAAAAUGGGUGAAAAAUAUUUAUAGUAUUAUAAAAAAAAAUAAAAUUUUCAAUUAAAAGGCCAAUUAUUAAAAAAAUUGUGUGAUGCUUAAAAAUACAAAAAAAAAAAAUAAAUAUUUAAAAAUUUCAAUGCAAUAUAAAAAAAAAAUAAAUUCAAAAAAAAAUCUAAAAAAAAAGCAAUUAAUUUUUAAUAUUCGUUCAUUUUAUCGAGCCUCGCUUUUACAACAACCAAAAAAAAAAAAAAAAUUAUAAAAAACAUUUUUUUUAAUAGAAAAUUUUAUGAAGUAGGUAAAAAUCAAUUAUUUUGAGAGGAAGUGUAAAUUUUGGCUUUUUCGGUAAAAAUUAAGAGAAAAAGCUGAAAUUCUUGUUUUAUAAAAUUUAUACAAUAUCCUAAAAAGAGUAUGAAAGACGUAAAUCAAGUGCCUCUUGAUCAUUAUUUUAAUUUUUUAGAAUUUUUUUAGAAAUUUUUUUAAUUGAAUGAUUUAGUUAAAAUUUAAAUUUUAAUGAAAAAAAAAACAAUUGAGACGAAAGUAACUAG
Molecule: messenger RNA, 2374 nt
Organism: Culicoides brevitarsis
Lineage: Eukaryota; Metazoa; Arthropoda; Insecta; Diptera; Ceratopogonidae
Product: proton-coupled amino acid transporter-like protein pathetic
Exons: 7
Coding region: 241-1647 (468 amino acids)
Biological process (GO): amino acid transmembrane transport
Molecular function (GO): L-amino acid transmembrane transporter activity
Source: RefSeq, a predicted model, not a curated record